Molecule: messenger RNA, 841 nt
Organism: Polistes dominula (European paper wasp)
Lineage: Eukaryota; Metazoa; Arthropoda; Insecta; Hymenoptera; Vespidae
Biological process (GO): endoplasmic reticulum unfolded protein response; retrograde protein transport, ER to cytosol
Cellular component (GO): Derlin-1-VIMP complex; endoplasmic reticulum membrane; Derlin-1 retrotranslocation complex
Source: RefSeq, a predicted model, not a curated record
UAUUCUAAUUUCAAUCAAUUAUAUAUUGUGUUUAGGUUAAAUUCUAAAUUAAUUUUGUAAUAAAUACAACGUAUAUAAAUUUGCAAUUGAUUAUCGGAAUAGUUAAUCUUUUGGGUGUUGUUAAAAAGACAGUUUAUAUACUUACGUGUCAUACAAAUGUGUUUUGUUGUGAAAGUUUGAUGUACGAAAAUAAUUCAAAUUAUUAUUAAAAAAAAGGAAGAAUGUUACAAUUAGAUUAUUAUUUUACAAUGGCGUGGGUGUACGUGGCUUCUGUUGGAUGGUAUAUUGUUGCUUCAUCCAUUGUUUUAUGGUAUACUUAUCCAUAUAUCAAAGAUAAAUAUAUCAAAUGGAAAAUUAAGAAAGACGAGGAAGAAUAUGCAGCCAAAUAUCACAAAAAUCCUGACAUUGCACUGCAGACAGCGUUAAAGAUUGAAGCUGCUAGACAAAAAAUGCAGGAAGAUUAUACGAAACAAACUUUAAUAGUAAAGAAACAAAUGGAAGAAUUGAAGAAAAAGGAAAAAGAAGCUGGUAAUUGUCAAGAUGGUAAUAUUUUGGGUCAUGGAAGUAAAGAUGAAGCAUCAACAUCAAAGGGACCCAAAUCAAAAUCAUUCAAAUCAGAGUAUAAUCCAUUAAUGGGAGACAGUUCUCGAGGCUAUAGGCCACCCAAGCGUAGUUGUUGUGGAAAGGGUGGAUGUGGUUGAUUAUACGAUAAUGUGUGCCAUUGGACAAACCUCCAUUAAUUUGAUCUAUUAUGCAAACAUUUUGAAUUCUUCUUCUUCUUCUUCUUCUUUUUUUUUUUUUUUCGUUUUCUAUUUUAAAUAAAGAAUUAUUGAAAAAAUUU